Molecule: messenger RNA, 2222 nt
Organism: Corticium candelabrum
Lineage: Eukaryota; Metazoa; Porifera; Homoscleromorpha; Homosclerophorida; Plakinidae
Product: cleavage stimulation factor subunit 3-like
Exons: 25
Coding region: 21-2222 (733 amino acids)
Biological process (GO): mRNA 3'-end processing
Cellular component (GO): nucleus
Molecular function (GO): mRNA binding; protein binding
Source: RefSeq, a predicted model, not a curated record
UGAUAGCUGGUGUUUUGAAGAUGGCGGGUGAGUUGCCGCAGAUAAAGAGCGAAAUUACAAGCACAUCUGCUCUUGUCGCUCCUGCGUCGACAACGGGUACGUCAACUUUGUGGGACGUGAGAUGGUCAAGAACAGACGCUGGAUUGAAAGCUGAAGAGAGAAUCAAGGAGAGUCUAUACGACUUAGACGAAUGGGCUACACUGAUAAAUGAAGCAAAGCAAGAUAAUAUUGACCGGUCUCGAGUUUUGUACGAGCGUCUGGUGCAGCGUUUUCCGACCAGUGGAAGAUACUGGAGGAUCUACAUUGAACACGAGAUGCGAUCUAGAAACUAUGACAGAGUUGAACAGUUGUUUCAGAGAUCUUUGCUCAAAGUACUUAGCUUAGAUUUGUGCAAAACAUAUCUUGACUAUGUCAGGGAAACAAAGGGUACACUUCCAACAUUCAGGGAUAAAAUGACACAAGCAUAUGAGUUUGCACUAGAAAAAGUUGGACUAGACUUUACAUCUAUUGCAAUUUGGAUGGACUAUAUCAUGUUUCUUCGUUCAGGAGAGGUGUCAGGAUCAUAUGCAGAGAAUCAGAAAAUAACAGCUGUGAGGAAGGUAUACCAGAGGGCUGUGGCUACUCCAAUGAUAAACACAGAAACAGUAUGGAAAUCUUACAGCCAGUUUGAACAGAGUACCAAUCAGAUUGUUGCCAAAAAGCUAUUGGAUGAGAAGAGUCGGGACUAUGUUAUAUCGAGACGUGUUGCCAAAGAGUAUGAAGCUGUCACACGAGGUCUUAUGAAGGGUAGUGCGGCUGUGCCUCCUACUGGAAGUUCGGAGGAACUGCAGCAGUUGGCAAUGUGGAAGAAAUACAUUCAGUGGGAGAAGGAUAAUCCAAUGCAUACUGAUGAUGCUUCGUUGCUGGCCAAGCGAGUUAUGUUUGCAUAUGAGCAAUGUCUGUUGACUUUCUGUUACCAUCCUUCAGUGUGGUGUGAGGCUACAGCAUAUCUCGAAUCAGUCAGCAAACUGAUGGCGGACAAAGGGGAUCUACCCGCCUCAAAGGUAUGGAGUGAUGAUACAUCCAACUUGUAUGAAAGGGCCAUUACAGCUCUCCCUGCGUGCUCUCUAUUAUACUGCACUUAUGCUGAUUUUGAGGAGAUGCGGAUGAAACAUGAUAAAGUACAUGGCAUUUACACUCGAUUUUUAGAAGUAAAGGAGGCGGAUCCCACUUUAGCAUAUAUUCAGUACAUGCGCUUUGCAAGAAGGGCAGAAGGUAUCAAAGCUGCGAGAACAGUAUUUAAGAAAGCUAGAGAUGAUACCAGAACAAAGGGCCAUGUGUAUGUAGCUGCAGCACUGAUGGAAUAUUACUGUACCAAGGACAAGAAUAUUUCUCUCAAGAUAUUUGAAUUGGGAUUGAAGAAAUAUGCCAGUGAUUCAGACUACUGUGUUGCAUAUGUUGAGUUUUUGACUCACCUCAAUGAGGAUAACAAUACAAGAGUUUUAUUUGAACGCAUUCUGAGCAGCUUACCUCCUGAAAAAUCUGGAGUACUUUUGAAAAAGUUUUUGGAGUUUGAGACAAAUGUUGGUGACCUUGCAAGUGUUCUUAAGGUGGAGAAACGAAGAAGCUCUUUCUCGGCUAAGGAAGAGUUGAGAGAUCAAGAAGCCAUCAAUCUGGUUGAUCGUUAUAAGUACAUGGGACUGUGGCCUUGCAAAGACAUUGAGUUGAGAUCAAUGUCACACCCUGAGUUCGUGCGUGGGUUGACAAUUAGUGGACCUACUACCUUACUGACCCCAUGGCGGGUGAACUCUGUAGGAACAGAAGAAAUGUCAAGCAUUUCACUUUUGUUUCCACGUCCUGACCUCUCGCAGAUGAGGCCUUUCAAACCCACGCCGUUUGCUAGUCACAUGAGCCAUCUGGCAGGAGGAGUAUUUCCUCCUCCCCCAGCAGUAGCAGAACUGAUCUCAAAACUACCACCACCUUCUUCAUAUGAGGGCCCAUUUGUAAACGUUGAUGACCUGAUGCGCAUUUUUAUGGAGUGCAGACUUCGUGAACCUUUAUCAGGACUCAAAGAUGGAAUGUUGGAAAAGACGAAACAACAGAAUGGAACACAUGAAAAGGAUGAAACCAGAAAAGGUCGAAAACGAGGGGCAGAACGAGAUGAAAGUGAUGAGGAAGGUGGCAUCGCACCACCUGCUAAAGACAUUUACCGUGCUAGGCAACAGAGAAAAGCUACUGCAUGA